AGUAGGAGACAUCGCGUGGUACAGAGUCACACCACCUGUAGAUUUAUCUGCAUGGUGGGAUAUAAUUACUCCUGCUACUAGCAAGCGAUUUUUCAGUUUUAGUGUAUAAAUAGAGCGGUAUUUCACUGCUCCAUUUCAAUUGAUCCUACUAUCACAGAAACAACGCACGUUUUAAAAUUAUGUUAAGCCGUAGUUCUUGCGGUAUUUUCUUAUUUGUUUUACGUUUUGGACCUCUCAUGGCAGCUAUACAGAUGGACUUUAGUAUCCAUGAAGAGAAAUGUUUGAUUGGAAGGGUUGUGAAAAAUUUCAUCCUUCACCUUAAAUGUAGAAACAGUGCCAGAAAUGAGAUUCAAAGGGGCGAUGACUCUUGUUUAUUGAAGCCGUACAAAAAUGAAGACGUUGCAAUGGAUAUUACACCAGGUUCUACUGAUAUUCCUUGCCAAAUGACACGAGAAAUGAUGAAAUCUAAACGCGCAUUCUGUGUUAAUGUGCACCGUGAGUGCCAUGAUAGGAGAUAUGAUAUCAAUACAUCGGCUAUGUUCCACGGAAAUCACACAGGUGUGUUGUCCUUAACGUUAGCGCUAAAUAGCAGUCACUAUUUUAGAGACAGGACAAAGAAUGUCCACGAAAUCUUCAACAUCUCCCUGGAAGCAAAUGUCACAGACGCAGAUUGUAGAUCAAAGACUAGUUGUGCAUGGUCAGCUCACAACAUGCAAUGGCAUAAUAACCAAGAAAUUAUUCACACUGGAUCGAUAACUCAGCUUGGUUUUAUGAAUUCUCCUUGGAUAUUUGGCUCAACUGGAAGUACAUGUUUGAAAUGGAAAAUGGAAGGGCUAGGGAACGUUUCUGUUUUUGUCAACACCAAUGAUUCUGAAAGCUCCUUUGCCAUGAAAACAUAUUUUGUAGAAAAUAAUACCCUGGAGUACACAUGGAAACCGGGUGAGAUUCGCAUGCCUUUCGCUGUGCGUUUUAGAUUGCAUGGAGCCAUCAACAACUCCAUCAAGAUAUCAAAUAUAGCUUUCAGCACUUGUGGAAGAGAGUCGAUCAGAAACUGUACUUUUGAAAUGACCUCGUCAUGUCCACUCAUUGAGUCGUAUCAUGGAUGUAGCCUUCACCGGACAAAAGGAGAUCCUCACAAAGACAUCAAUGAAUGGAUGCUAUUGACACGGAAAGAUUAUUGUAAAGACAGAAACAAGUUGACGUCAGCGUUUUCGACUGUAAGCUUACCACCAGUACUGGGAAGUAAUACAUGCCAAGUAUUGUUGAAAGCGUAUGGAAAUUUGCUAUGGUACUGGAGAAUCUGCUUGCUCAACAACGUGUGCAGUAACAGGACAAUUCCAGACAGAAUUGAUGAUACAACCUACACAUUCCCCAUCUCAAAUAUCUCUCAAAGAUAUAAACUUGAAUUCAGCACUGUUCAUCUGGAUAGUAGGACAUUUCUUGGAAUCAUAAAGUUAGCCUUCUCAGAAAGUUGCUUUCAUAAUUCAUCAUCAAAUACAAUUGUACCGUUAGAUUUCACGCAGGAACAUAAUACACAGGUUUCACCAAGCGUCUUCAUGGUCAUCGCAAUUCUUGUUCUCUGUCUUUUAAUUUUAUUCAUUAUUUCACUAGGAAUUGUCCGGAAAAGAAGACGGUUUUGCCUAAAUUAUAAAUCAACUGACGCUAAUGACAGAAAAGUGUCCAUUCAUGAUUUUUUAGCCACAAAGACAGUUGAAAAAACACUGGAGAACAUAUUAACUGAAGGGAAUCCAAAUUAUCGAUGGUAUUGCCACCGAUUAUUGAAAGGAACUAUUGUUGAUAUAGACAAAUCGCAAAUUCAAAUACAUACCUUGUUGGGAAGAGGAGCAUUUGGAGAGGUAUUCAGAGGAAUUUUAUUAGGUAGAGAAAGAAAUGGGAAGAACACUGAUAUAGCCAUAAAGAGGUUAUCAAAAAGUGCAGACCAACAAUCCCAAGACGAUUUUUUACUGGAAGCUUUGAUAUUAUUCAAAUUUCAACACAAAAACAUUGUGAAAUGUCUCGGAAUAUCAUCAUCAAAUGGAGUUUAUAUGAUACUUCUAGAGUUGAUGUUGGGUGGAGAUCUGAAAACAUUUCUACGAAACACAAAGGAUAAACAGACACAGAAAUCGACAUUGAAGAUUUCAGAGCUACUGCGUCUCGCAAGUGAUGUUGCAUGUGGGUUAAACUAUUUGGAAUCGCUACAUUUUGUUCACAGAGAUGUUGCUGCACGGAACUGUCUGCUAACAAAUUUGGGACCAAACAGAAUAGCUAAAUUGGGCGACUUUGGUAUGGCCAAAGAUAUUCUAAUGAAUGAUUAUUACAGAAAGGAAGGGACAGCUCUGCUUCCAAUAAGAUGGAUGCCACCAGAAGCGUUCUUGGAGGGAUACUUUUCCUGUAAAUCGGAUGUUUGGGCUUUCGGUGUUUUGAUGUGGGAGAUAUUCACAUCCGGAUUUAUCCCUUAUCCAGGCCUUCAAAACAAUGCAGUUAUGACAUUUGUUAACAAAGGAGGCCGCUUAGAAAUGCCUGCGCUUUGUACUCAAUCAAUAUACGAUCUUAUGAGUUGUUGUUGGCAAAGUGACCCUAUGGAAAGGCCAUCGUUUCAAACUGUAUACAGAUUCUUAAUCAUGACUCAUAAGAAACUUCAAAAUGAGGAGUCUAUGUCUGGUGAUAAAUGUAAUGAGGACAAGUCGUCACCACGCUACUGUUCCAAAGUUUUUAAUGAGGAGGAGAGUUCGCCUUUAAUGUUAAUAGACGAAAUUUGUAGAGGAGGGAUGUGACUUAACAAUUGUACUUGUCAAAAUGUAUUGAUAAGUGCGUUGCAGUUGUGAGCAAUGCGCGUAUUAAUCUUGAUAUAUAUAUAAAGCGUUUAAUUUAACAGCUGAGAAUUCCAACAGAAAUGAAAGCAGAUUAGUGUAAAUAUGAAAUAAUACAUGAGAUUAUGAACUGCAAUGUUUUACGCCGGUAUAUUUUUAUGAACCACAAACUACAUGUAUUUUUAAAAAAUGAUAUUUAUUUUGUAAAACAGAAGUAUAUUUUGGACAACCACUACACUGCAUCAUUUCAUUCAUAUAUCACAAGCGUUCUUUUCCAGUUUGAAUUUCCUACAAUACCCAAUUAAAAUGCAGAAAAACUUGUAAUAUUUCCACACACCAGAUAAUUAUGUGACUAGAUUUAAAAACGUUAUUUACCAAAAAUUGCUACUUUGUAUGUUAAGUUUCUUUUUAAAAACCAUUGAAAUGGCAAAUACUUGAUAGCAAACUUGAAUAGAAAGCUUAUAAUACUACCCAAGAGCAUAUCUCUCUAAGCACUUAAAAUGCAUUUAAGCAUAUCCCGUCUAUUUUCAUAGUAAUUUCAAUCUCACUGCAGUCACCUGUGUUUUUCACUUUGGCAAAAAAGAACGUUCUCCCUUCCGUGCCUUGUGUGAUCAAUGUUUUGGUAAUGCUGACGUAUUUUUCGAUUAGCUUAUAAUGAAAAAAGAAUUGAAUAAACGGGGACUCAGACCAUGUGCAGUGUAUAAAGGAUGAAUUACUGAUUGUGAUUCAAAGUUCUGGAAGUUGUUGUCAUUGUAACAAGUUGUUUUGAUUAGGGCAGACGUGCUGACCAGUGCACAAAAUGUUCUUGACAUGCAUUUGUGAUAUGUAUUUUGUUUUUGUUUUGGUAUGUUGAUGAAAUAAAUCCUUUAUAUUCUUA
Molecule: messenger RNA, 3687 nt
Organism: Ostrea edulis (European flat oyster)
Lineage: Eukaryota; Metazoa; Mollusca; Bivalvia; Ostreida; Ostreidae
Exons: 20
Coding region: 180-2774 (864 amino acids)
Biological process (GO): protein phosphorylation; multicellular organism development; regulation of neuron differentiation
Cellular component (GO): signaling receptor complex
Molecular function (GO): ATP binding; transmembrane receptor protein tyrosine kinase activity
Source: RefSeq, a predicted model, not a curated record